This is a messenger RNA of Cloeon dipterum, 981 nucleotides long. RefSeq lists its product as uncharacterized. The record is from RefSeq and is a predicted model, not a curated record. The coding region runs from base 84 to 977 and encodes 297 amino acids. The transcript is spliced from 2 exons. Lineage: Eukaryota; Metazoa; Arthropoda; Insecta; Ephemeroptera; Baetidae.
AACCAACAAUAAGAAAUAACUAGGAACGAUUAGACAUCCAUUGUUGGCCCAGGACAUUCCAAGAAACAUUGAAAUUUAAAGGAAUGUCCGUCUUGACCGAGCUGCCGAAGCGCUGUUUCGACUUAGAGCGCGCCUUUGAAGACUCGCAAGAUGAGAAGACGGCCGCCUACUUCCACAUCAGCAUCUCGCACAAAAAGGGCAGUAAGAUCAGGGUGGAGGUGGACGCCGAGGUUGACGAGGAGGCCGUCAGACGGCUGAUCGACCUGGACAAAGUGCGGCUGAUGCGCGAGCAGCGCCAGAAGCUGCAGGACGAGUGGGAAGCCGUUCCCUACGACGACAGGUACAGGAUCAAACCCUCGCGCAAGGCGCCUAUGGAUGACAAUAGGAACAAGUUGUUGACCAAAGUUGCCGAGCAAAAGAAUGCAAAGAAGUGUCUGACCGACGCAGAAAGGAAAAGCAGGAAGCCAAAGUCGAACAAGUCCGCAGUGUCCGCACCCGUUAAACCCACGGGUGCGGGUACCAACCAACUGCCUUUCUUCGCUCAGCCAUUCCUCAAGCUGAGGGAUGCCCGGGUGGACGAGGACUGGACGAGGCCGGCACCCCCUCGCUACCACGGACUGCACAUGCACACCAAGUGCUACCAGAAGAAGGAGCCGAGUGCCCGGUGGUGCGAGAAGGCGCCCAUCUUCCAGAGGUACCUGAGCACGGCCGAGGCGCUGAACGGCGGUCCGCUGAGCAAGCACGUGCACCGCCGCUCGCAGAUCUACGACGGCCUGUGCCAGGAGCUGAUGAGCCUCGAGCAGCGCCAGUCAAAGCAGCCGCGCGUCUACUCGCCACUCAAGACCCACUGCUAUGAUUGCCAGCGCUACACCAACGCCGCCGAAGCCGUUUUCUUCAAGUCCAGCUACCAAGAUCAAAACCGCAACGUGAUUCGUUCGCAGAUGCCCUCCGUCGCCCUGCAGAGGAAACUCUAUUGAUUGA